CUUUCACUUUCCCUUUCCUAUAAAAGAACUUCCAAUUAGUCUCUGCAUGAACCAUAGAGCUCAUCUUAUCAUCACCAAUCCAUAAACCCUUUUAAUUUUCCCACCUUGAUCGUGGAUUCUACUUCUUAAUUUUGACACCAAUGGCUCCCACCGGACCGGCUUUACUAUUAGUCUUGGGGUUUCUUGUGGUUAUAAGCCAUGAUCUGGAUCUGGUUUUUGCGCGUAAUUUCAAUCAAGAUUUUGAUAUAACAUGGGGAGGUAGCAAAGUUAAGAUUCUUGACGAUGGCCAGCUUCUUGAACUCUUCCUCGAUAAAGAUUCUGGCUCUGGUUUUCAGUCCAAGGCUGAGUAUCUCUUUGGCAAGAUCAACAUGCAAAUCAAGCUUGUUCCUGGCAACUCUGCUGGCACCGUCACCUCAUAUUAUUUAUCUUCAGAAGGGUCAAACUGGGAUGAGAUCGAUUUUGAGUUCUUGGGAAAUCUGAGCGGUGAUCCUUACACAUUACACACCAAUGUAAUCACCCAAGGAAAACGUGACAGAGAGCAGCAGUUUCGCCUCUGGUUUGAUCCUACUCUAGAUUUUCACACCUAUUCUAUUCUCUGGAAUCCUCAAACUAUCAUUUUCUAUGUUGAUGGGAGCCCAGUAAGAGAGUUCAAGAACAUGGAAUCCUCUGGUGUUUUGUUUCCAAAGAAGCAGACGAUGAGGAUUCACUCGAGUCUGUGGAAUGCGGACGACUGGGCGACGAGAGGCGGUCGUGUGAAAACAGAUUGGAGACAAGCACCCUUUACGGCGUCGUUUAGGAAAUUUGAUGCAGAUGAAGCUUGCGUGUGGGUGGCUGGGUCGUCUUCCUGCGGCGGCGUAAACUCGACGUGGAUCAGAGAAAAACUUGGCGCGGCUGGUUUAAAGAGGAUGAGAUGGGUGCAGAAGAGUUAUAUGAUAUAUAAUUACUGCACAGACACGAAACGCUUUCCGAAAGGCCUCCCUCCCGAGUGCUCUUUGACAACAGCUAGUAUAUGA
Carica papaya (papaya) is the source of this 1013-nucleotide messenger RNA. Its product is annotated as putative xyloglucan endotransglucosylase/hydrolase protein 23. Gene Ontology annotation, cellular component: cell wall; apoplast. The record is from RefSeq and is a predicted model, not a curated record. Gene Ontology annotation, molecular function: xyloglucan:xyloglucosyl transferase activity; hydrolase activity, hydrolyzing O-glycosyl compounds. Lineage: Eukaryota; Viridiplantae; Streptophyta; Magnoliopsida; Brassicales; Caricaceae. Gene Ontology annotation, biological process: cell wall biogenesis; xyloglucan metabolic process.